This is a messenger RNA of Scatophagus argus, 2833 nucleotides long. It is a transcript of the gene inpp5d, whose product is annotated as inositol polyphosphate-5-phosphatase D. Gene Ontology annotation, biological process: phosphatidylinositol dephosphorylation. The record is from RefSeq and is a predicted model, not a curated record. Gene Ontology annotation, molecular function: phosphatase activity. Bases 203 to 2623 code for a protein of 806 amino acids. Lineage: Eukaryota; Metazoa; Chordata; Actinopteri; Scatophagidae. The transcript has 22 exons.
GGAAGUUCAGAACAGAGGUAGUAGCUGCCUCCUUUUUACAGCUUGCGGAGGCAGGGGAUGAACAAGUGAAACAGGACUUAAAAGUACGCAACAUGAAAAGAUGAAAAUAGCUGUAAAGAACUGAGUCUACCUUGGUUUGCUGGAAUAUAGUUUGAGAACAGAUGCAAAAGUCUUGAGCUCAGAUUCUUGGGUGAGAAACAGGAUGCCAAGUUAUCAGCCUUGGUGUCAUGGUAAUAUAACUCGAUCCAAAGCCGAGGAUCUUCUUUCCAAAGCAGCAAGAGAUGGAAGCUUCCUUAUUCGGGCCAGUGAGUCUAUACAGGGAGCGUAUGCCCUCUGUGUUUUAUACCAGAACUGUGUGUACACAUACAGAAUCCUGCCAAAUGAGGAUAAGAAGUUGUCUGUGCAGGCAUCAGAGGGAGUUCCUAUCAGGUUCUUCUCUGUGCUGCCUGAGCUGGUGGAGGCAUAUUACAGUCCCAACAUGGGUUUGGUCACACAUCUGCAGUACCCAGUCCAAAGAGAGGAGGAGGUAGACGAGGAGCCAGAAUCCAGUAAUCUUCCACCACAGCUUCCACCCAGGAACAUUAUAAUCAACGAUGUGAAAGACAGCGACUCCAAGCCUUCUGAACCAGCCUAUAAGUCUAUAUCGGACACCUGCCUGAUGAGACUUCAGCAUAUAGACUUGUCCACAGUACCGGAGGAGCAUGAAAUGGCUAUCAAAGAAUAUUUCAGGACCUCAAUCUGCUUGGAUGCAGAACAAGUCCAGAAUGGUCACCUCAACCUCCCUGGACUAAAGAAGUUAACAAUGACAAUCUGCAAGAAUCUAAACAGUGAAAUUUCCCGCAUCCUGCCAGCUCUGGAGGUUUUCCACAGAGUAGUGGACCAACAACUGUCCCCAGGGAUUGGGCAGUUUCCAAAGCAGAUAUCCUCUGAUCCGGGUCAAUCUGUAUCCCUUAGGCUUGAGCAGCUGACAAAACUGCUCUACUCAAUAGAAGAUAAGGCUAAAAGUUCUAUGUUGGAGUCUUUUGGAUAUGAAGGUGGUCACAGGAAGUCUAUCAUACCGUGUGUUACAUUUGAGGUCAAGCAAGAAUCUCUGGGUAUUUCCACAAAGAUGUUCCUGAAAGUUGAUGUUGAAAGUGGGAAGCUCUACUUCAAGAAGUCAAAAGAUGGGCCUGACGACAAAAACAUGGCACACAACAAAAUACUGCAGCUGGUUAAAUCUCAGAAAGUGCACAUCAAACUUGUCAUCGUGAUGGAGACAGAGAAAGAGAAGAUUUCGCGUAAAGAGUUUGUGUUUGAUAACACGAAGAAAAGGGAGGGGUUUUGCCAACUACUUCAACAAAUGAAGAACAAACACUCUGAAAAGCCUGAACCAGACAUGAUCACUGUGUUUGUUGGCACCUGGAACAUGGGAAAUGCUGGGGUUUCCUCCAACAUUGACUCCUGGUUUCAGUGUAAGGGCCAAGGGAAGACACGAGACGACACGGCAGAUCACAUCCCACAUGAUUUUUAUGUCAUUGGGACGCAGGAGGAUCCUACGGGCGAGAAAGAGUGGGCAGACACAGUGAAAGGUGCCCUGAGGAACAUCACAAACAUCAGCUUUAAACAAGUAGCUAUCCACACUCUGUGGAACAUUCGGAUUGUGGUCCUGGCCAAGCCAGAGCAUGAAAACAGGAUCUCCCACAUUUUUUCAGACAGUGUGAAGACAGGGAUUGCCAACACUCUGGGAAACAAGGGGGCAGUGGGAGUGUCCUUCAUGUUCAAUGGUACAUCUUUUGGCUUUGUCAACAGUCACCUGACCUCCGGAAGUGAGAAGAAGCUCAGACGUAAUCAAAACUAUGUCAGCAUCCUGCGAUUUCUGAACCUUGGAGAUAAGAAGCUCAAUCCAUUUGACAUCACACAUCGGUUCACCCACCUCUUCUGGCUCGGUGAUUUGAACUACCGUGUCGAGCUCCCUUCCACAGAAGCUGAGAACAUUGUGACAAAGAUCAAACAGCAGCAGUACCAGGAACUCCUCGCUAAAGACCAGCUCAACAUGGAGAGGAAUGAUGGAAAGAUCUUCUUACAUUUUGAUGAAGAGGAAAUCACAUUUGCACCCACAUAUCGCUUUGAAAGAGAUACACGUGAGAAAUAUGCCUACACAAAGGCCAAAGCCACAGGGACAAAAUACAAUUUGCCCUCGUGGUGUGAUCGUGUCCUGCGGAAGUCAUACCCUCUGGUUCAUGUUGUCUGCCAUGCAUAUGGGUGCACUACUGACAUCGUGACCAGUGACCACUCACCUGUAUUUGCGUCAUUUGAAGUUGGAGUAGCCUCACAGUUUGUCUCUAAGCAAGAUCCAAACAGUGCACCUGAAGGAGGGAUACAGAUAAUGAACUGUGUGGCCACACUGUUAACAAAAUCAAAGACCAAGUUCUUCAUCGAAUACCAUUCCAGCUGCUUGGAGAAAACAGUCAAGACUUCAGAGGGAGAGAACAUGGAGCACUCAGAUGGGUCAAUAAAAGUUCGAUUUGGCAACCAGACUGUGGUAAAAUUUGGAAUUAGCUUUCAGUGUGGAAGGUUUAUGGUGUCGCACAAUCCUCAUUUGUCAUAUUUUGUCUCUUUUCAAGCUCACCCCCAUCAUAUCUGACCCUGAGUACCUUUUAGACCAGCACAUACUCAUCUGUGUGAAGUCAACAGAUUGCGACGAGUCAUAUGGAGAGGGUUGUGUUGCGCUUCGAGCUGCCCAGUUCUGCUACACAGAGUUUCAGAUCACACUGACGCACCAUGGAGAGAAGACAGGCACAUUGACAGGUGGCAUCCAGUUGCACACCUUUGACUGCAAGACGACUGAGAAGUU